Stegastes partitus (bicolor damselfish) is the source of this 2131-nucleotide messenger RNA. RefSeq names its product nuclear transcription factor Y, alpha, like (gene nfyal). Lineage: Eukaryota; Metazoa; Chordata; Actinopteri; Pomacentridae. The record is from RefSeq and is a predicted model, not a curated record. Gene Ontology annotation, biological process: regulation of DNA-templated transcription. Bases 86 to 1159 code for a protein of 357 amino acids. Gene Ontology annotation, molecular function: DNA binding; DNA-binding transcription factor activity. The transcript has 10 exons. Gene Ontology annotation, cellular component: CCAAT-binding factor complex.
UCCGCUCACUUUGUUGAUUGGGCUUUAGCGAGCUGUACUGGAGCCAAUCAGAGGGAAACCGGACAGCGAAGCUACGUAACGAGCCAUGGAGCAGUACACUACUGCCACCACUACCACUGGGGAGCAGAUUGUUGUGCAGACUGCCAAUGGACAGAUCCAACAGCAGACGCAGGGCACAGUGACGGCUGUGCAGCUGCAAACAGAGGCGCCAGUGGUGACGGCCUCAGGCCAGCAGGUGCAGACACUCCAGGUAGUCCAGGGACAACCACUGAUGGUUCAGGUGAGCGGUGGACAGCUCAUCACAUCAUCAGGGCAACCCAUUAUGGUGCAGGCCAUGUCAGGGGGUCAGGGUCAGACCAUAAUGCAGGUCCCUGUAUCUGGAGCUCAAGGACUACAGCAGAUCCAGCUGGUGCAGCCCGGUCAGAUCCAGUUGCAAGGCGGUCAGACUCUCCAGCUCCAGGGCCAGCAGGGCCAGCCCCAACAGAUCAUCAUCCAGCAGCCCCAGACAGCAAUCACCGCUGGACAGAACCAGGGGCAGCAGAUCAGUGUGCAGGGCCAACAGGUAGCACAAACAGCUGACGGGCAGACCAUCGUCUACCAGCCUGUUAAUGCAGAUGGUACCGUGCUGCAGCAGGGAAUGAUCACAAUUCCAGCUGCCAGCUUGGCAGGUGCCCAGAUUGUACAAGCAGGGGGUGCCAACACCAACACCACCAACAGCGGCCAAGGCACUGUGACCGUCACCCUGCCCGUCUCCGGCAACAUGGUCAAUGCAGGUGGAAUGGUCAUGGUAAGACCCUGUGCAGAGAUGGUCCCUGGAGGUGGUGGAGUUCCCACAAUGCAGCGUAUCCCCCUGCCAGGGGCUGAAAUGCUUGAGGAGGAGCCUCUGUACGUAAAUGCCAAACAGUACCAUCGCAUCCUGAAGCGAAGACAGGCCCGGGCCAAGCUGGAGGCUGAGGGGAAGAUCCCCAAAGAAAGGAGGCAGAAAUAUUUGCACGAGUCUCGUCAUCGUCAUGCUAUGCAGCGCAAGCGAGGAGAUGGAGGACGUUUCUUUUCUCCUAAGGAUAAGGAGGAAAUGGCGCUGGCCUUGGCACAGCAGCAGCAGGACGCAGCCCAGGCGGCAGCAGAUGAGACAGUGGCUCAGAUGAUCCGAGUCUCGUAGCGCUGUCGCCGGCAUCAUCACUUCUGUCUGAACUCUACCCCACCUGAGACUCUUCAUCCCAGCUAACCAGCCCACAGCUUUCUCCUUUCAAUUGUUCUUCCUCCGGUCCCACCAUUACACACCAAACUGCACCGCUGCCACUGGACUUUUUCUGUUAUCUCUUUACUCCUACACUGGUCUUCCAGGGAGCUGGCCCUGUGGACUGUUCAUAUCUUCUUCAUCCAAGUGGAGGACAUUGUCAUGCUCAGCUCUUCUGGUUGAGCACUUAGGACCAGCUUUUUAUUUUCAUGAGGAACUGUUUGGACAAUGAAACCUGAAUUUCAGAGUAACCAGGGCCAGUCACACAGAGGAAUUGACAGGGAUGAAGCCAUACUCUGUCAGACCUUGGUCUGUUAAAAAUAUGAAUUUUUUUCACCAGUGGGGACUUUUUGCUUUUAAUAUUUUUUUGUAAAUGGUACCUUUUUUUUUCCAGAGACACUCGUUGAGCUUUCAUGCUACACUGCUGUUGUGUAUCUUUUAUGUGGUGCUGUUGCUUUGAAAUUUAGUUUUUUUUUUUUCAACCUAAGUGACACGGGAGUGAACUCAGCAUCUUAAGUUCAACCUGCAUCCACUGAGCAAAAACCGAAAUGUGAUGAUAAUGUGAAGAUAUUGUACAGAAAGUCUUUUCUUCCCCAGUGCGUUUGGAUAUACUUGCUGAUUUUCCCAGUUCUGUGGACAUAUUUUAUACAGUUUGUAGUACGGACUUAGUGUUUGUAGAAAAACAUUAGUUCAGUGUUGCAUCACAUUACACACACUAUCUGUGUAAUCAGUCCAUCUAAGUGUUUGGUUUUUUCAUUGUAGAUAACUGAUUUUUUUUUGUACCCAUCAGAUGUAGUCCUGCAAUGUUUAUUAUUUUUUUUUUUUUUAUAAUGAAAAAGGUUGGACGUUGCAUUCAUGAAACCUAUGUCAAUUAAAUUUUAUUAAGUGACUCAA